Cyphellophora attinorum is the source of this 1536-nucleotide messenger RNA. Its product is annotated as Pre-mRNA-splicing factor. The coding region runs from base 1 to 1536 and encodes 511 amino acids. The record is from RefSeq and is a predicted model, not a curated record. Gene Ontology annotation, biological process: regulation of alternative mRNA splicing, via spliceosome; mRNA cis splicing, via spliceosome. Gene Ontology annotation, cellular component: U2-type prespliceosome; U2 snRNP; catalytic step 2 spliceosome. The transcript has a single exon. Lineage: Eukaryota; Fungi; Ascomycota; Eurotiomycetes; Chaetothyriales; Cyphellophoraceae. Gene Ontology annotation, molecular function: RNA binding.
AUGGGGUCCAACGGCGUCCCAGACCUGCCAGAGGCCGUCAACAAACCGCCAGAGGGAAUAGUGCUUCCUCCAAAAGAUAUCAGGUCCAUCAUUGAAAGGACAGCGGGCUAUGUGGCACGGAAUGGUCCAGUAUUCGAGGAUCGCAUACGGGAUAAAGAGCAGGGCAAUGCAAAGUUCGCUUUCUUAGUUCCUUCCGAUGCAUAUGCACCAUUCUACCAGUGGCGACUCUCCGAGGUCAAGUCAGGUCGUGGCACGGCAGUGUCAGCAGGACGGACAGAUGAUGCACCUGUGCAGCAGAAGCCAAAGGGCCCCGAGCCUCCGCCCGAAUUUCAGUUCAGCGCCAGGGUACCAAACAUCAGCGCGCAGGAUUUGGAGGUAGUCAAGCUCACAGCGCUACAUGUGGCACGAAAAGGCAAAAGCUGGAUGACCGCGCUAUCUCAGCGAGAGGCAAGAAAUUACCAGUUCGACUUUCUACGACCACAGCAUUCGCUUUACACGUUCUUCCAGCGGCUAGUCGAUCAGUACACGAUCUUAUUACAGACCGGUCCGGAGGGUCAGAAAGCGGAGCAGGCUCGAAUCGCAUCGCUGCAGAGCAAUAUACAGGAUCGGUUCCGUGUACUCAACCUGGCAAGAAAGAGAGCCGAGUAUGUCAAGUUCCAAGAAUCGCAGAAACAGAAGAAGGAAGCAGCGGAGGAAGCAGAAAAGAUCUCAUACGCGCAGAUCGAUUGGCACGACUUUGUGGUCGUGGAAACAGUCGUCUUUACUGAGCAAGAUGACCACACUGAGCUACCACCACCAACUACGCUCAACGAUCUGCAAAGUGCCAGUCUCGAGCAGAAAGCAAUGAUGAGUCUGGCUCGGGCUGAUCGACGGAUCGAGGAAGCAAUGCCAACCGAUGAUAUGGCUGGACAUGCGUAUGAUACACAACCCCAGGCACAGCAGAACUUUGGAUACGCGCCACAGCCGUAUCCGCCGCAGAACGCAUAUGCGCCACAACCACCUCCACAGAUACCGCCACCUCAACCGAUGCCCGUAUACUCGCCAGCGCCGCCAAGUAUACCGACACCACCGCCGUCCACGUCAUCACCAGCCCUAGCUCCAGGCCAGCCCCCUAUGCGAAUUCGGGAGAAUUAUGUUCCUAGAGCGCAACAGCGGGCAGCGAGAGCCGCGACCGCCGUGUGUCCGAACUGUGGGCAACAGAUACCUCUGUCGGAAAUGGAGCAGCACAUGCGCAUUGAAUUGCUGGAUCCGGAAUGGAAGAAACAGCAGGCUAAAGCCACAGCAAGGUCAGCGACAACCAACCUGGGUGGGACCGAUGUUGCCGCAAAUCUGAAGCGGCUGAGGGAGAAGACGGGCGGAGGUGGAGCGGACGAUCAUAUGGCGGAAGCUGCAGGCAGAUUGCUGGCGGAGGAUGAGGAGCGGAGGAAAAGACAGAAACCUGACGGGUCUAAUGGGUACGCCGCACCUCCAGCCGGGAAAGACUUGAGCAUAGAAGAGCAGAUCGCGUUGAUUCGAUCCAAGCAGGGCAAGCCAUGA